CAGCACCUUCCCUCAGGGAUCUAAACCAAUUUUCUCACCAUUGCUAAAUGCUGAACUUCCCCUGUACCCUCACAGACAUCCUCUGCAGCUGAGGCUCUGAAAUACUGGAGGACACUGCAUCUUCCUCAGGGACACGGGCAAGGGAGAGCUGGAGCCUCUGGGGGGCUCGGACAGGAAUUGUGGUUGGUGGUCGCCUGAGGAACUUAUCUUCACCCCAAUGUUGCUCUGAAAGGAGUCGUGUCCAACAGUCAGGUUUGGUAAGAUGCCUCAGGAACAGUACCCGCACCGGAGCACCAUGCAGACCUCGGAAGGACCCCAGGUAUACAAAGUGGGGAUUUAUGGCUGGAGGAAGAGGUGCCUCUAUUUCUUUGUGCUGCUCCUAAUGAUUUUAAUCCUGGUGAACCUUGCUAUGACCAUCUGGAUUCUGAAGGUUAUGAACUUCACAAUUGAUGGAAUGGGGAACCUGAGGAUCACAGAAAAGGGUCUGAAGCUUGAAGGAGAUUCAGAAUUCUUGAAACCUCUCUACGCCAAAGAAAUCCGAUCAAGACCAGGCAACCCCCUGUACUUCCAGUCCGCCAGGAACGUGACCGUGAACAUCCUCAACGAGAACACGAAGGUCCUCACUCGCCUUGUAACAGGUCCCCAAGCAGUGGAAGCACACAGCCAAAAAUUUGAGGUGAAAACCCUCUCUGGAAAAUUGCUGUUUUCUGCAGAUGACAACGAAGUGGUGGUUGGAGCAGAGAGAUUGAGAGUUCUAGGAGCAGAAGGCACAGUGUUCCCUAAAUCUAUAGAAACUCCCAAUGUCAGGGCAGACCCCUUCAAGGAACUAAGGCUGGAGUCGCCCACGCGCGCGCUGGUGAUGGAGGCUCCCAAGGGCAUCGAGAUCAACGCCGAGGCCGGCAGCCUGAAGGCCACGUGCAGGACAGAGCUCAGGCUGGAAUCCAAAGACGGAGAGAUAACGUUGAAUUCUGCAAAAAUCAAACUACCUAACUUGCCUCAAGGAUCUUCCUCUUCUGCAGGGUCCAGGCAAAAAAUCUACGAGCUCUGUGUGUGUCCCAAUGGGCGGCUGUUCCUGUCGCAGGCAGGCAGCAGCUCCACCUGCCAGAUAAACACGAGCGUCUGCCUUUGAGGGACACUGUGCACAGGGGCAUCACAGGCAGCACAAAAGCCAGUUCUGGUCUCACAGAUCCAGCUGCCAACUAUUUUUACUAGAACACAGAAAGCCUAUCAAAGACUUUUUUUGUGUGUGCGCGCGCGUGUGUGUGAAUAUAUAUAUAAAAAAAUAUAUAUAAGAUAUAUAUAUAUAUAUCCUCUGUGUAAAAUGAUGUUUCAGUACAAGGAAUCCCAGGGUGACCCUGUUACAUUUGUGUAGCAUUUCUCUUUCCCACACCAAAAUUUACUGGUACAAUCUGCUGAAUUGGAUCUGAUGCUCCCCUGGACCCUUCUGUAUUAAGACAGCGCAAUGAUCACCCCUCGUUUUUGAUCAUGUUCUCAGAGCAAUGGGAUUGCUGGCUGGGCAAGACCCUGGAACCAAUGCAGAGCCACCACCAUCCAAAGGGAAGAGAAGCAUCUCUGAUUAUUUUUGUGCCAUUAAAUCGGUGGCAUGAGAAAGGAAUAGUUUUAAAACCAACAAAACAGCCAGAUGUGCUGUGCUGAUCACCUACAGUGAUCCAAGAUACCUCAGGUUAAAUUACUCUUUAAUUAUUACCUGAAGCAUGGCUCCCUGUUGGGAGAGAUGGAUGCACUUGGCCAGCAGGAAAGUCCAGACCUUCUUGCUGAAAUAAGAAAUGUGAUUUUCUGAAGGGGUUCAACACUGGCCCGUGCAUGGCCAAGGAUGCCUUGUGCUAUUCAGGUGUGACACAUCAGGUCCAACAUUAACCUAAAAUCAUCUCUGUGCUGGCAAAACUGGUGUUGUACUUAGUCAUUGGAAAGAACAAAAUUGUGAAAGUUGGACUAAGUAGAAAAAUUCUGAACCUCUUUUGCUAACAGGUGUCCUGGAUCACCCUACAAACUCCCCAUUGACACCUUCAAUUUUGAACACAUUUGGUGUGAAGUUGUGAAAAUUUAAGAUUUGGACACUGCCUAAAUACCUGUAGAAACAGAGAAAAUUAACUAGAAACUGAGAAAAUCAUAAAAUUAAGUGAAUAAUGUAGAUGCUACACCAGAAUUUUUGUCAUCUUUCUUUUCAAGAUCUACAGUCCAAGAUCACAUAGAUUUGGUGGAAACUGCAGUUAUCAGAGAUGCUGACAAUUAAAGACUUUUUUUAAGGAUUUAUAAAGAUUGUGACAAAGCCAGAUUAUUGAAAGGAAGGGCUUUGGAUGCUGGUUCCUCUAGAAUUUGAGUCCCCAAAACUCUGUGGUUGAAUCUUAUCAUGGUUGCAUUUUUUUUUUUAUUUUAAGUCUAGGAGUCACGGGCAGGAUAAAACACAAAUAUCUGAUCUGGUAACAUUACUUCCACUUUUAAAGGUUUGGAAAAUAAUGAUAAGAGCCCAGAUCAUUGAAAUCUGACCCAUAAUUUCAUCCACAUGUAUGUAAAAAAUCCUUUAAAAAAACCAAAUAUACCAAUUAAGGCAAAAGUUUCCAAGUGACAACAAUCUCACGAGGACAGCAAGGUUUCUGAGCCACUGAGAUGCUUUUGAAGUAUUACCUCAUGUGCAAAUAAGACAGAUCUGUGCCCAUCCCUAGUGGUAUCUAACCAAAGCUAGUAUUCUUCAAGUGAUUUUCAAGAUAAAACAUAGCUGACAGAAAUCUUUAGAAAUAAUUUAGCCAAUUCCCUUUUCUUACAGCUUUUCAUGUAUUUUCUUGUGGUCUCGAGAGUACCAGGGUUUGAUUUUUUUUUUAAUUUUUUAUUUUUUAAUUAACAAUUCUGGCUUAAUCCAAAACUGAUUGGACUCAGAGAAGAUUUCUAUGGAGUUUAGAUUGGAUGUGUUGCUGCCCAACAAAGCAGCACUCUCAAAAACAUUUAUUCCUGAAAGAGGAUUGAAUUCUUUCCUUUUAUUUCAAUAAUGCUUUCUGAUAAAUUAACGUAUUCAAACUAUUUGUUAAUGAAUGAUUCCUGUAAUUAUUAUGUCUUGAGUCAACAUUUGAAUGCAAAGGGUCACCCAGGGUAACAAUUGUAUUGGGACACAGGAUGUACCAUCUCUGUUCAAAGAGGGGAAUUGUGCCUAUGCCUUAAGUCAAUGCACUCAGCAAGGAGAAGCACAUCAUAUUUAUCUUGUUAUUAAAUCUAGUUUAUUUGGGGGGAGGGACAGGAGGGUGUCUUGGGAACUGGUUGUGCAACUUAAAACAGAUAUUGGUGAAAUACAUUAAGACUGUAGGGGCACCUAGAAUGAUACAGACUUU
Melozone crissalis (California towhee) is the source of this 3341-nucleotide messenger RNA. It is a transcript of the gene SGCD, whose product is annotated as sarcoglycan delta. The coding region runs from base 263 to 1129 and encodes 288 amino acids. Gene Ontology annotation, biological process: cardiac muscle tissue development; heart contraction. NCBI's taxonomy places the organism in Eukaryota, Metazoa, Chordata, Aves, Passeriformes, Passerellidae. The record is from RefSeq and is a predicted model, not a curated record. The transcript is spliced from 9 exons. Gene Ontology annotation, cellular component: sarcoglycan complex; sarcolemma.